AUGGAUUGUGGGAUUAUCUUCAUCAGGGGCUUGGCUGCCAGUCUUCCUGUUCUCAAUCUCCAUGCGGUGAUUGGGGUAAUUUUCAUCCAUGAGCUGGAAAGAGAGGACUUUAAGGAUACUUUCCCUUUCUCCAUGGAUGACCAUGAAGAACCUCCGUUUGACCCUCCCAUCACCUUCCAUGCCAAUCUUCUGGAUCACCCUGAUUUGCCCCGGUGGCUACGCUACAUUCAACGUACCCCCUUUGACACAGGAUACCUCUAUGGGUCUCCCACAAGUAAAGACAUUGGCAAGCAGACUAUUGAGGUGAUGGCCUAUAACAGAUACACAUUUGAGACUGUGAGGCAAACAAUGGAAAUACGCAUUUUCUCAUCUCCAGAUGGAGAGAUGACGUACCAAGCUGACUUCCUUGUGAAGAACUGGGAUGUUGAGGAAAUGCUUCCGAAAGAUGCCCAAGAACUCUUUCAAGAAGCUGUGGAUAGCAUGUGGGAGCAAGAAGGCUUGACUAUCAUCAAUAUUACCUCAGCGUUAGACCGGGGAGGCCGUGUACCAUUGCCAAUUGAAAACAGGAAAGAAGGGGUUUACGUCAAAGUGGGGUCCAAGGAUCCAUUCACGACGUGCUUAACAGAGGCAAAGUCACCUGACAAUCUUUACCGAUGCAGGCUAGAGCAACAGCCUAUCAUUACCUGUUAUGAUAGCUUCAGUCCUCGAUUCCAAGUAGAUUGGUGUAACCUCACUUUGAUAGACCUUACAACUAUAAAUGCCACAGAAAUGGUACCAAUCUAUGGAGAUGGAGUGCUUGAAGAGGGGACUGAAUUUAAUCCUCCUGACGAUGCUCCUGACAGGAUGUUUUUCAGUGAUUUCUUACUUACUUUCCUUCUUCCGUUCCUCUUGGGCUUUCUCCUCUUUCUAAUCUUGGCCUACAUCAUGUACUGUAGGCGGGAGGGCGUGCGCAAGAGGGACCUGAGCACCUCAGACAUCCAGAUGGUGCAUCAUCACACAAUCCAUGAUAACACAGAGGAACUGAGGGAGAUGGCUGGUACUCGGGAUGUGCCCCGUCCCCUCUCCACUUUGCCCAUGUUCAAUAUCCGUACGGGCGAGAGAACAAAUCCCAUGCAAAGUAACCGCUAUGACAGUGCCCAGGUGCCUCUCAUCUUGGCUCAACAGUGAAUAAUUAAUCAGGUCAGACUGCGCCCAUUUUUACUGAGAAGAGUUUUCCACCAAAGAUGUUUCUCAAGACUGAGACAACUAACAAAUGAUAGGUGUGGCUUUGUUGCUACUUUUCAAUGUUGAUAACUUUCAAGCUUGGAAAUGAAGAAUGAGUGAUUAUUCAGUAAUUCUUGGCAUAAGUUUGUAGGGUGGGUUUUCAGCACCUUUGUUGCUACAUGUUGAAGGGAUGGGAGACUCAAGGCUAGUACGGUAAUGCGGUAUGUUAGAGACGCCUAGCCUUCCCACAGAACUGUAUUUUCCAAACUUCCAAAAGCGAUCAGAGUUUACAUGUGUUUGAUAUGAUAGAAGAAAUAAUUUCCCUCCAUCUUCUUGGCAUGAUAAAAGAUCAACUCUCCUUCCUGUAUUUUGCUUUCUUCGGUGAAUAAAGUGGCAAAACCUGGAUUGCUUUAUAAACAGUACUUACAUACACGCGUAGAUACCCAUCACAUUAUUCCCUUUCAGGGUAAACAACAUUGUACAAAAUACAGAAAAGAAGUAAGAAAUAGCUGGUAAAAAAAGACAUGAGACCAGAAAAGAGAAAUGGAAAUAUAGCUGAAUUUAGUGUAUACCAUUCACUGUCGUUUUUUCUUUCUAUUCUUAGAAACAUUGCAAAUUGUAAACUUGUUUGAGAUCUUUUACCUGGAAUUAGUAUAGGAAUGUUUUAAAUAAAUAAAUGCCUGCACGGAUAUCAUCCUUAUUUCCACCAUCCUAUCACACUGAUUCAUGUACUAUCUUUUGUUCUUGAAACUUCUCUCCUUUCUCUUUUCAGAAGUCCAAUCAAGUCCCACCCAGCCACUUUUUCUACUUCUUCUGCUGCCCCUCAGCCCAUUCACUCAUUUGUUUUGCAGUUUGAUCUUCAUUCAGUCUCUCUACAUAAGUAAACCACCCUAACAUU
Molecule: messenger RNA, 2101 nt
Organism: Candoia aspera
Lineage: Eukaryota; Metazoa; Chordata; Lepidosauria; Squamata; Candoiidae
Gene: SGCA
Product: sarcoglycan alpha
Exons: 10
Coding region: 1-1167 (388 amino acids)
Cellular component (GO): sarcoglycan complex; membrane
Molecular function (GO): calcium ion binding
Source: RefSeq, a predicted model, not a curated record